AUGUUUAACGUUUACGGCUAUGUCUUUACUGAUUGUCUCGGCAGAGGGACAUAUGGUGAAGUUUUCAAAGCCAUAAAUCAGGUAAAUUUUAGCCAGAUUCAAUCUAUGUCAAUAGAAAAAUCGAAACAUUUAUGCGGUCAAGCGAAUAUCAAAGAAGUCUCUAUGCAAAAAGGCUCAGGACAAUCUUGUGGAAGAAAUUGGUAUCUUGAAAAAGUUACAUCAUCGAAAUAUAGUUUCAAUGAUGGACUUCACUGUAAGUUGCUUAAUUUUUCGGCUCUAGCAACUCUUCAGUGGGACUCAGAAUAUGUGUAUAUCUUCAUGGAGUACGUUGGCGGGGGUGACUUAAGCUCAUUCCUAAAGACUGAAAAACACCUUUCAGAAAAAACUAUCAGAUAUUUUCUUCAACAACUUGCUUUUGCUUUACAUUACCUUUAUGAGAGAAACAUUGUACAUAUGGAUGUUAAGCCUCAAAACAUUCUUCUUACAACUUCAACACCUCCUAUUUUAAAACUAGCUGAUUUUGGCUUUGCUAAGUCGAUGGAAGAAACCGUGAAAAUGAACGAAGUUCGGGGUUCCCUUCUCUACCUGGCUCCUGAGAUCUACAAGUACGGUGUGUACGACAAAUCGUGUGAUCUAUGGUCUGUGGGCAUUAUCCUUUAUCAAUGCCUAUUCGGCAAAACUCCAUUUCAUUGCAACUCUAAAGAAGGUGUAAAAGCCAAACUGCUAGAAGAUACUCCACUCUCUCAAUUCAAUCACUGAGCUUUGAUCCAGUUACCAUUGUCAUCGUAGCUCCGUACAUUACCGCUACGCCGGCAUAUACAAUAA
Rodentolepis nana is the source of this 825-nucleotide messenger RNA. NCBI's taxonomy places the organism in Eukaryota, Metazoa, Platyhelminthes, Cestoda, Cyclophyllidea, Hymenolepididae. The record is from the annotation of a GenBank genome assembly.